CUGGAAAUAGACUUUGAAUCAAGUAACUCUGAAGAUAUGUGCAUGAAGAUACGGAUAGACUGGUUGUGCUUAGACACUGAAUACUGAUUUUGUCGACAUUUAGUGAAGAUAAGUGUGGCUACGUUGAGUGGUGCUGAGACUGCGGUUUUCUCUGCAGGAUGGCUGGCCUAAGUGGCGGUUGCAGGAUGGUGCCAGGGACAUGACUUUUUUGAACAUGCGGCAUCAGUGCAGCAUGUGCCUGAAGAAUUUCCGCAGCCAGGCUGAUCUGGGUCGUCACAUGCGCACACACACGGGCGAGAAGCCCUUCAAGUGCCCUUAUUGUGAACGCUCCAUGGCACAGAAAGGAAAUCUCAAGGCCCAUAUCAAGAAUGUCCACAAUGAUAAAACAUGCCCCAUUUAACCAAAGAAGUGAAGGGGCACUCAGGAUUGGUGUGUGGGCAGCUGCUGCAGAUUCUGGAGAAUACCGGCGGGAGCUCGAAGGAGCCACUAAAGCCUUCAGCUGCCGACGACACCUCCCAGGUCCUCUUAGGGGAUGGCUCAGGGAUGAGUGGGGUGCCGCAGAUGCCAUCUGUGCCCGGCCAACUGGACGAUUCAGGGAUGUCGCCACAUUCCUCGCGACCCCCUAUGCGCUUCUUCUGUCCCGUCUGUCCCAAGGGCUUUCGAAGUAAACUUGAUGUUGAGAGGCACUUACGGACCCACACGGGGGAGAAACCCUUUCAGUGCCCAUACUGUCCACAUCGUUCAGCCACAAAAGGGAACCUUAAAGCACACAUGCGUCACAUUCACAUGGAUGUUCGCCUACCAUUCUAAGCACCCAUUAGCACUUAAGUAUUUUGUAUUGACCACUGAAAGUCCUAACCACAUUUAUACAAAUCAUGUCCAGAAGCCAUGAGCUUUUGGAAUUUGCCAUACUUGUUAGCAUGUGAGAUGUAGUAGAAGAGAAAAGAUACAACAAAAAUGGCCAAAAAAAAUUAUAAUAAAAAAAUAAAUAAAUAAACUAAUGUUGCCAUACCUCUGAAACCCUUUCCCAUUCUCAUUGUAGUAAUAAUGAUGAAACAAAGUAUAAUAUUAAUGGUAGUGAUAUGCUCUUAACCUUUUUAUUAUUUGUAAGAUAGGAAAUUAAAUGAUUUACAUUGUAUGGAUGUUGUCAAUAAUUUUAGUUGUCAAGAUUGCCAUAAGAUUUCACCAGAUGUUACAAAUCAUUGUUUCAGGGCACAUUGAGGGUGGAUUUUGAUAGGGUGAAUGAAGUAGGAAUACAAGAGGGCAUUUCUUUGUUAACCCUGCAGCUUUUAUAUAUAUAGUCAGUCUGUGAUUAUUAUUAUUAUUGACAUUAUUAUUAUGAUGAUGAUGAUAGUCAAGUAGAGAGAAGUUUUGUAGUAUUGAUGUUGUGGAUCAAGCUUGAAUACAAAUUAAAAUAUUCAUGUCACUUUUA
Messenger RNA from Penaeus vannamei (Pacific white shrimp), 1432 nucleotides. Its product is annotated as longitudinals lacking protein, isoforms H/M/V. The record is from RefSeq and is a predicted model, not a curated record. NCBI's taxonomy places the organism in Eukaryota, Metazoa, Arthropoda, Malacostraca, Decapoda, Penaeidae. Gene Ontology annotation, molecular function: protein binding. Gene Ontology annotation, cellular component: nucleus. Gene Ontology annotation, biological process: regulation of transcription by RNA polymerase II.